Molecule: messenger RNA, 651 nt
Organism: Cuscuta epithymum
Lineage: Eukaryota; Viridiplantae; Streptophyta; Magnoliopsida; Solanales; Convolvulaceae
Source: the annotation of a GenBank genome assembly
UAAAAAUGACCAAAAGAAGUACAUUAAAGUUUGUUGCGGGGUACAUUAAAACAAUAGUUAGAGACACACAGAGAGGGGAAGGCCUUUGGCGGCCACGGUUAGGCAGGAAUAUGGAAGAAAUAGCUAACAAAUGCAGGGAUAUGGUGAUUGGGAAUCAGGAAGAAGAGUUGGUCUUUGAUGAAGGAAAACUGAUACAGGAAGAGAAAGACAUGGAUGAGGAAGAGGCUCUGAACAGGAGUCCUCGGACGAAAGAAGACGAAGAGGUGGAUGAAGGUCUGAUGAUCCGUCCUCCUCCUGAGCCACCGCCGAGGAUGAUGCUUGAAGCAGGGAUUUGUUUGCUCUGUCACUUUAUUUUAUUUAAUCUCGCUUUACUCUUUUUGAGGUUCUUAGGCAUGAAUACUGUCGUUGUUGUUUUUUGUAUUGUUUCUUUCUGCCAGACUCUUACAUUAGGUGGGGGUGGUGAGGGUUUUGCUCUGGCCACGUUAGGCUCAUUUAGACCCAUUACUGGACAAGCGAAUCAUAUUGCUCUAGAUAAGGUGAUUGGUUCUCCAGUUGGUCCGAUGGUUGGUGGCUGGAAGUGUUUCCUUUAUCAUUUGUAUCCCUUGCUGAAUGUUUUGUUAUUAAUAUAAGCCGCUAGUCCUUGUUUCAAAA